This is a messenger RNA of Drosophila serrata, 1529 nucleotides long. RefSeq names its product ileal sodium/bile acid cotransporter. NCBI's taxonomy places the organism in Eukaryota, Metazoa, Arthropoda, Insecta, Diptera, Drosophilidae. Gene Ontology annotation, cellular component: membrane. The record is from RefSeq and is a predicted model, not a curated record.
AACGCCAACAUGGGCCACACAAAACAGUACUCGGGACUGCAGCUACUCUUGAUCCUGGGAUCAGGAGUUCUCGCUGGAGUUAGGGAUUACGGUGACUUGGCUGGCAAAUGGCUGGUGUACUACGGAGAUCUAACAGAGCUACGAUUGUCGGAGGGCGAGAGUCAUCAGCUAACAUUGGAGAUAACCAAUGUAAACCCCGUGGACACAGCUGCUGACUAUAGUUUCUAUAUAUACUCGCAGGACGAGGCGAAAGCUUCAUCUUUGCUCACCGUAAAAAAAGAAGAGUUCGACUUCUCCGGCACCUGGCGGGGUCCAGUGGAGGUGAAAGGUGUACGUUUCGGUUACAGCGAUCUGCUGGUGGAUCUGCAAUUGGCAUCUGGCGAAAAGGAGUCCUAUCCGAGUCCCCUGCCCCUGGCGAUCCUGAGAUCUCGUGUGGUGGACGAACGCGUCACCACAUAUGUGUCGGCAGCUUUGGCUCUGCUUAUGUUCCUCAACCUGGGCACUGUGCUGGAUCUACAUCGGCUGGCCGGGAUUGUGUGUCGUCCUGUGGGACCUGUAGUCGGUGUGGUCAGCCGGUUUGCCAUAAUGCCUGCUCUGGGAUUCGGAUUGGGUUGUGCUCUGUGGCCUGGCAGGUGGCCCCUGCAGCUGGCGCUCUUCUACGCAGCACUGGCACCGAGCGGCGGUCUGGCCAACAUUUGUACGGUGUUUCUUAAGGGUAAUGUGAACCUAUCGGUGGCCACCACCACAAUCAACAGUCUGCUGGCAUUGGCCUUUCUGCCCCUCUGGAUCCUGGUGCUUGGCAGGCUGCUCUACGAGGAUGAUGAGCUGGCGGUGCCUUUUGGACAGCUAUCCGGCGGAGCGGCUGCUUUGGUGGCCUGCCUAGCCAUUGGCAUAAUGCUCCGACUGUGCGUACCCAAGACAACACGUCUCAUUUUCCGCUUCCUGAAGCCACUGUCGGUGGUGCUCUCUCUGUGUCUGGUGGGUCUGACGGUGGGCCUGAAUUGGUUCGUCUUUCUGGAGUUUACCUGGCAGGUUCUGGUGGCUGCUUUGAGCCUGCCUUUGGCUGGCUACCUGGCCACAUAUCUCCUGUCUAUUCUCUGCCGCACAGGCACCGACGCCCUUACCCUGGCCAUCGAGACUAGUGUCCUUAAUAUGACCAUGCCCAUUGUCCUGCUGCAGUCCAGUCAGCUGGAGCAGCCACAGCUGGAUCUUGUGCUUGUGGUUCCUAUUGCGUCUUCGUUGUUCUCCCUUCUUCUGGUCAUUGUGUUCUAUGGGGUGCGUCGUUGUCUGGGCUGGAAUAAGCGAUUGGAUGAGGAGGGCUUUGAUCACAAGCAACUGAUUGCGGAUCAGGAGAGCGAGGGUACGACUGCCUACCAUCAGCAGCCCUAAAGCAGCCUUAGUUUUAGAAUGUAGAAAACUAUUUAAUUUAGUUUAGCAAAUGUAAUCUAGUUUUUUAGUACGAAUAUUUUGUAUAAUUCUUCUUGUUUGCUUUAUAUCCUGUGCGUUCAUGCUGACUUCCGCUUUGCCAA